AUGUUCAAGUACAUUGGUACAUUGCAGUGUGUCCACAACAUUCUACAGGAGUUCUCAUUGACCUGGCAGGCCAUCGGGACAUACAAAUUGUCCGACUUGCUGCAAAUCACGCACGAGGGGCGCCAGACAGAUUGGGGAUUUGGCGCAUCAGCAGCCAUCAAAGCGUUGCGUUGGUUACAGAAAACUUUACAAAUUCCGGCUUGGAGUACUUUGCAUGGACCAGUUGUCAAUUCAUUUUUGAAUCCAAAAAUUCAUGAACGUAAGGAAGCCAUUCCUUUGAGCCUAUUCAUCGUCACACAGUGGGAACGACGAUUACUGAUGAAGGACUGUCCUUUACAGGAUCAGGUCGUUCUGGGUGGCUUCCUUUGUAUGCUGUGGGCAGGCCUGAGAUUCUCAGAUGGACAGCGCAUCAACUUGCAAUCAUUAUCAUGGUGCAUCACGGCACUGCGUGGCUCAUGCUUUCAGACUAAAACAACUAAAUCCGGCCAACCUUGGGCCCUGCAGGCGAGGGGUUUCCUGUCUCGAGGCGAUUGGUCAUGGACAGCUCAGUGGUUGGUGGCGCUGGAUACCAUUUGGGGACCUAUGCACAACGCUCAGACUGCCGGUGAUUUUUUGCUUCCCAUGACAUUGGACACUGGAUUUGUGCAGCCUAUGAUUCCCAUGAGUUACUCUCAAGCAUUGAAGUGGAUGCGAUUUAUGUGCACACUGCCCUGGAAACUUUCAGACACACCACUGUCUGCCAAUCCAAAUGAUUACACGUUGCAUUCAUUGAAGACCACUACUUUGUCUUGGUCCAAUCAGUUGGCCCAGCAGGGCCUCGUGACGGAGGAGCAGCGACACCUCCAAGGCCACCAUCGACGUGGCAGCAUGCGCCUCUACAGCCGGGAUGACACCGCCGGCCAGCUGGCACUGCAGGACACCCUCAUCACCCAAGUGCAAUCUGGAUAUCGAUUUGUGACACCGUUGCAUCGUAGAUCACAGCAACCGAUCCGUGAACCCCCAGUCAAAUUAGAAAGCUUUGCCAAGUCAUACCAAGAGCACCGAUGGACAUUUUUUCCAUUCAACAAUGCUGUCAAAGACCCUCUGUUGAAAGGUCAGCCAACGGCACUUGCCACCAUUGACUCAGGGGAUGAGAUCACGGUGGAAAGCAUCGAACUUAACCUCCAUGCAGAUGUGGCUCCAGGCUCCAACAUCGAUUCACUCAAGGCGAACACAGUUUCGAAAUUGAAGAAACAAUUUUUGGAAGACUAUCCAUCAGAGGUCCUUAGCCCAGACACGAUGCCCAGUUCUCGCUUGCUUUCAAUGGCGUUUCAGCAUCAUAGCAAACGUGAGUAUCCAUGGAUCCCUUGGCGUUAUCGAAUGUCACAAUCCAAAAUGGAUGAUAUGGUGAUUUACCAUAAGCCCAAAGUCCCCCGCAUUGAGGGUCUUCAAUUACACCAGUUGUUGCUGGACGAACCUCCGGCCUUGGACAUCAACAACACUGGGAUGGGCGUGAACGCAAUCCGCAACAUGAUGGAUAUUCACAACACUGCGAUGGCAUUAGUGGGAGCAUGUCAUCUCCAACGAUUGCGGGCAUACUCAUUACGCUUCAUGAGCUUCUUGACCCAGCGUUUGGACGGAGAUUCUGGACUCCGGACGCCGAACGUACUGGAGGCACAGGCAGCAGACAAACAACUAUGGAAUCUGAUUCACGAAUUGGUGUUGGAUCAAGGAUUUACAUUGGACAACGCCUUACAUGAGGUGACUCACCUGAGGGCGGACAUGGCCUCCCUUUUGCAGCCAAGAGCCAAGGUCACCUCACGACCUAUGGGUUCAACCUCAUCUUCGGCCUCGACCACUACAGCCCCCAAGGGCAAGAGUAAGGGAAAAGGCAAAUCCAAAUCCAUUGGCAAGAACACCAGAGGCGAAGCUCAAGGACGACCAACUUGGGUGACAGAAGCAACGAUUCAGGGCAAGAAGCAGCAGCUCUGUAUGCAAUUCCAAUCUGGUCGCUGUCAGAAGGGUGAUCUCUGCAAGUUUGGCCACUUCUGUGCCUAUCCGCUUGCUUCUGGACAAGCUUGCGGCCAAGCCCAUAGCGCAUUUGCUCAUCAACAACAACCCCACUGA
Cladocopium goreaui is the source of this 2106-nucleotide messenger RNA. The record is from the annotation of a GenBank genome assembly. NCBI's taxonomy places the organism in Eukaryota, Dinophyceae, Suessiales, Symbiodiniaceae.